AUGGGCCAAGCAGGCUCCCAACUCCUCUCGGACAUCGAGGCAACCUCGAACUUCAACUCCAAAGAGAUCCAGCGGUUGAAAAAACGCUUUAUGAAACUCGACCGGGACGGAUCCGGUUCCAUCGACAAGGACGAAUUCUUGCAAAUCCCGCAGAUCGCUAACAACCCAUUGGCGCUGCGACUGAUCGCCAUCUUUGACGAGGACGGAAGUGGAACUGUGGACUUUCAGGAGUUUGUCGCCGGUCUCUCGGCUUUCUCCAACCAAGGGAGUCGCGAGGAGAAGCUCAAAUUCGCCUUCAAGGUGUACGAUAUGGAUCGGGAUGGAUUGAUCAGUAACGGAGAGCUGUUUUUGGUGCUCAAGAUGAUGGUGGGUAACAAUUUGAAGGAUCAACAAUUGCAACAGAUCGUGGAUAAGACCAUCAUGGAGGCGGAUACCAAUGGAGAUGGGAAAUUGGACUUUGAAGAGUUUCAAGCGAUGGUGGCGAAUACGGACGUGGCCAAGCAGUUGACGUUGGAGGAUCUGUUCUGA
Molecule: messenger RNA, 528 nt
Organism: Kalmanozyma brasiliensis GHG001
Lineage: Eukaryota; Fungi; Basidiomycota; Ustilaginomycetes; Ustilaginales
Product: EF-hand domain pair
Exons: 1
Coding region: 1-528 (175 amino acids)
Molecular function (GO): calcium ion binding; calcium-dependent protein serine/threonine phosphatase regulator activity
Source: RefSeq, a predicted model, not a curated record